Triplophysa dalaica is the source of this 998-nucleotide messenger RNA. RefSeq names its product MORN repeat containing 2 (gene morn2). The record is from RefSeq and is a predicted model, not a curated record. NCBI's taxonomy places the organism in Eukaryota, Metazoa, Chordata, Actinopteri, Cypriniformes, Nemacheilidae. The transcript has 6 exons. Bases 88 to 498 code for a protein of 136 amino acids.
UGCACACGUUCGUUCACCUCUAGGUGGUGGUAAUGCAACGUAUCGCUCAUAGCCCAUCAGACGAAGUAGAGUUGAUGCGUCGUUGUCAUGGAGAUUCAAAAAACAACACGUAAAAUGUGUUACAUUUUCCCAAAUGGAGACAAAUAUGAAGGAGAGUGCUGUCGUACGUCAAAUGGUGUGGUGAUGAGAAAAGGUUUUGGCACACAAACAUCAGUUUCUGGAGUGACAUACACAGGGGAAUGGGACAAUGAUAUGAUGAAUGGCAGUGGAACUCUUACGCAUCCAUCAGGAUCAAUUUACACUGGCCUGUUUAGAGACAACAUGUAUCAUGGACAAGGAAUUUACAAAUUUCCAGAUGGGACAGAAUACAACGGAACCUUUAACAAUAAUAGAUUACAGGGUGAUGGAGAGUUCACAGAUUUACAAGGACUUGUAUGGACUGGAUCGUUCCACAACAAAGCAGCACUAGGACUGAAACUUAAAGUCAACAUGCAAUAAAACCAUGGAUAGUGAUCUUGAAUGGAACACAAUAUUACAUUAACACAGCAAGCAGCCCAGCGGCAUAGACGUGAUCUGUUACAGGGAUGAGAUAAGUCUCAGCUGAACACGGUAAACAACAAGAACACAUGUUCAUGCACACAACACCUCAGAAAGAAUCAGGACUUUGUUUCGUGGCUGUAGUGGAGAGGAAUGUGAUCUUCUCCGAACUGCACAUUUCCCCUUCAUUCAUUGCUGGAGUGUUUCUCCAAAAUACACAAGCAUGUGCAAGCAGCUUAGCUCAUGACCGCGAAGUCAGGGGUUGGGUGGGACCGUGAAGAUCAAUUUCCUGUUCUCUGAGGUGCAAACGUGUUUAUGUGGAUCAGUACUGCUCAUGAAGUUCAAACGCCUGAAAGUUUGCCUAUACGUUAUAACAACUUCAGGAGAGUGGUUGAGCAAAAGUUCUGCGGUUACUCUUGUGCUUUAUUAAAACUUUGUCAAUGUAAUGAAACCUCUUGUUG